AUGUUAGAGAAGAUUGGUGAGUCUACAGAGAACUGGAGCACGAUUCUUGCCUAUAUGAUAUGCACGAGGUUAGAUUCCUCGACACUUCGACAAUGGGAGUCUCAUCAUAAUUUCAAGGAUGUCCCAAAUUAUCGAGAUUUGAUGGGAUAUCUGCGUAGUCAGUGCUCCGUUCUGCAAUCCAUUUCCAUCCCAUCCAAGAUGAACAGCGAUCCACGUUCCCAGAAGGUAGCAGUCUGUCACACGCUUGUGAAGACAUCUGGGAAGUAUCCAUUCUGUGGCGAGUCGUGGCAUUCAGCGUUUCAGUGUGCGAAGUUUCAGAAGCAGUCUGUUCCAGAUCGCAUCAGCGCUGUUAUGAGGAGUAAGCUUUAUCGCAACUGUCUGCGUCUAGGACACGUUGCAAGAACCUGCGAGAGAGGAGUCUGUCAUCACUGUCAUCAGCGUCACUACUCGAUGCUGCAUACUGAAACACCGCAGACAGGAUCCUCCGUUUCACUUCCACAGUCAAGACCUCAGACAGUACACCAGCAGCCACGACAGCCACAAACCAAGCAACACAGUCCGAACCAACAAAUACACACUCAUCCGACCAAUGCACAGACGAACACCGCCAACUUGCAUAACACAACCACAUCACCGUCCAACACCAAUACAGCCUCCACUAGCCAAACAUGCAUAGCACUCCCCAACGCACCUACACACAAUAUUGUUCUCUCGACGGUGCUUGUGACCGUUAAGGACCCUCACGGCAAUUCGUUGCUUGCGCGAGCCUUGCUAGAUUCUUGCUCGCAGCAUUGCCUGAGGACGGCUAGUUUUUCAAAUAAGCUUAAGUUCCGUGAAUCGCCAGCCUUCUUGUGCAUUCAGGGCAUUGGUUCGUCGAGUGUAGCGUCAAUAAGAUCCGUCAGUGCAGCAGUUGCUGCAUGGUCCAGUGAGAUUUCGUCGUAUGCCGAGGAGAUGUGUUUCCAUGUUUUGCCGAAGCUAACAUUGGCGUUACCGACAGCAAGCUUCAAUCCAUCGCAGUUGUGUCUACCAGAAGCAGUAGCUCUUGGCGAUCCCUGGUUUUAUGAAUCCGGUCCGAUUGACAUGAUUAUCGGGGCGGAGUAUUACGUCGACCUAUUUGAAGGGGGUAGAUACAAGGCAACUGAAGACGGGCCUAUUCUGCAGAAAACUGUUUUUGGCUGGAUAGUUUCCGGUCGCGUUCCCAGUUCAUCAUCUAGCGGUGCAAUUUCGACGACCAACGUUUGUUCAACAGCCGAGAUUCACGAUCAAUUAACCAAGUUUUGGGAGCUAGAAACUUGUCGAACAACCAGCACGAAUUCCACGGAAGAGUCGGCGUGCGAGAAAAUCUUCAGCGAGACUACAUUCAGAAAUGAGACGGGAAGAUUCGUGGUCACACUUCCAAAAAAGCAAUCGAUCAUCAAGCAGCUCGGUGAUUCUAAAGCGAACCCGGAGUUGAAAGCGCAGUACAGUGAAUUUAUACACGAGUAUCAAGCUCUUGGUCAUAUGAGCGAAGUCGUCGAAGAUACUUCAGACAUCGUUUACCACCUGCCACAUCACGCUAUUUUGAAACCUGACAGCACGACUACGAAGCUGCGCGUAGUGUUUGACGCUUCAUGUCGAACUAGCUCAGGGUACUCUCUGAACGAUGCUCUGAUGAUUCCGUCUACAUCGUUACGCACUAGUCGCGGACAUCACAAAAAUGUACCGCUUGGUGCAAGUUCAGUCUGCCGAUCAACCUCUGCAAAGGAUUCUAUGGCGAGAUUCAUCAUUAAAAUCUUCCAAUUGACUACGGUCACGUAUGUCACGGCUUCCGCGCCAUAUUUGGCGACAAAAUGUUUGCAGACAUUAGCAGAACAUGGUCAACAGCCACACCCUAUUGUUGCGAAGGUGGUCCAGCAGGAUUUUUAUGUAGACGAUAUGUUGUCCGGAGAGGAUGAACCUGAGGAAGGUAGAAUGUUUAUCAACGAGAUGAUCAGCCUAAUGGAAUCAGCGGGAUUCUCGUUACGAAAGUGGAACUCCAACUGCAGGGAGAUUCUGUUAGAGGUACCAGAAUAUCUGAGAGAUGAUCGCACUAUUCUCCAGCUUGAUUCCCCAACAUCCACCGUUAAAACGCUAGGUUUACUGUGGGAACCCAGUACAGAUCGAUUCCAAUUCAGCACCCCGCGAAGUGGAACUCAUCGGCGGUCUUCACCAAACGCAUCGUUCUGUCGGAUGUCUCUCGAUUUUUCGAUUCACUCGGACUGGUAG
This is a messenger RNA of Topomyia yanbarensis, 2244 nucleotides long. RefSeq lists its product as uncharacterized. The coding region runs from base 1 to 2244 and encodes 747 amino acids. The record is from RefSeq and is a predicted model, not a curated record. The transcript has 3 exons. NCBI's taxonomy places the organism in Eukaryota, Metazoa, Arthropoda, Insecta, Diptera, Culicidae.